Cynoglossus semilaevis (tongue sole) is the source of this 2345-nucleotide messenger RNA. It is a transcript of the gene matn4, whose product is annotated as matrilin 4. The coding region runs from base 155 to 2272 and encodes 705 amino acids. The transcript is spliced from 17 exons. Lineage: Eukaryota; Metazoa; Chordata; Actinopteri; Pleuronectiformes; Cynoglossidae. Gene Ontology annotation, molecular function: calcium ion binding. The record is from RefSeq and is a predicted model, not a curated record.
UGUUUCUGGACUGUUAUUAAGCUGCUUAAGGGAUCAUCAUCUUCAUCAUCAUCAUCAUCGUUCGGUGUUCCUCACCUGUCCUGUCCGUGGUGCAGCAGCACAGAUUCCAGCUCCAGCUCCAGACAAGACCAUCUUUUAGUUCUCCAUCAUCAGGAUGAAGACCAGAACGUCCCGAACACUGUGUGGACUCUUGGUGCUGACCCUCAUCGUCUUCACUGCUGCCAGGCCCAAAGCAGGCUCGGAGCAGAAAUGUAAAUCCGGUCCAGUGGAUCUGGUUUUCCUCAUCGACAGCUCCCGCAGUGUCAGACCUCACGAGUUUGAGACCAUGAGAAAGUUCAUGAUCGACAUCCUCGACACCCUGGACAUCGGACCCAACAACACCAGAGUGGGAGUGGUCCAGUACUCCAGUCAGGUCCGCAGUGAGUUUUCCCUGAAGACCCAUAAAAAUCUGGAGUCCAUGGUGAAGAACAUCAACCAGAUCAUUCCUCUGGCUCAGGGAACCAUGACAGGACUGGCCAUCAAGUAUGUGAUGAACGUGGCUUUCACAGAACAGGAGGGAGACCGACCUAAGGUCCCGAACGUGGCUGUGAUUGUGACAGAUGGACGUCCUCAAGACCGUGUGGCUGAGGUAGCAUCCGAGGCCCGAGACAAAGGCAUCGAGAUCUUUGCAGUGGGCGUGGCCAGGGCCGACAUGGCUUCACUGAGGGCCAUGGCGUCGCCACCGUUUGAGGACCAUGUCUUUCUGGUGGAAUCCUUUGACCUGAUCCAUCAGUUUGGGUUGCAGUUCCAGGACAAGCUGUGCGGUGUGGACCUGUGUGUGGAGUCAGAUCAUGGUUGUGAACACAUCUGUGAAAGUUCUCCCGGUUCAUUCCAUUGUCUCUGUCUGCCUGGGUACACGCUCAACCAGGAUGGGAAAACAUGUGCAGCCAUUGACCUUUGCUCUGAAGGGAAACACGACUGUGAACAGAUCUGCAUCAGUUCUCCAGGCGUCUACACCUGUGCCUGUAACCAAGGAUACACACUGAACCAGGACAAGAAGACGUGCACUGUGAUCGACUACUGUUCGUUUGGGAACCACAGUUGUGAUCAGGAGUGUGUGAGCGUGUUGAAUGGUUAUCACUGUAUCUGUAAUGAAGGACACAGGCUGCUUGAGGACGGCAAGACCUGCCAGGCCAUUGACCUUUGCUCUGAAGGGAAACACGACUGUGAACAGAUCUGCAUCAGUUCUCCGGGCGUCUACACCUGUGCCUGUAACCAAGGAUACACACUGAACCAGGACAAGAAGACGUGCACUGCCAUUGACCUUUGCUCUGAGGGGAAACACGACUGUGAACAGAUCUGCAUCAGUUCUCCGGGUUCCUUCAGCUGUGACUGUAACAGGGGCUUUAAACUGAACGAGGACAAGAGGACGUGCACCAACCUUGACCUGUGUAACACUGUAGAACAUGGCUGUCAGCACCGGUGCAUCAGUACUCCUGGAUCCUACUACUGUAUCUGUCCAGAAGGUCAGCUGCUGCAGGAGGACGGAAGGAGCUGUGGAACUUGCAAGUCUGCCAACAUUGACCUGGUUCUGUUGAUUGAUGGGUCCAAAAGUGUCCGACCUCAGAACUUUGAACUGGUGAAAAAGUUUGUGAACCAGGUUGUAGAUUCUUUGGAUGUGUCUCCCCAUGGAACCAGAGUGGGUCUGGUCCAGUACUCCAGUCGAGUCAGGACAGAGUUCCCGCUCAGCAUGUAUCAUUCUGCUGAUGAGAUCAAAGCGGCUGUCAUGAAGGUUGAGUACAUGGAGAAGGGAACCAUGACAGGCCUGGCUCUGAAACACAUGCUGGAGAACAGUUUCUCUGAGGCAGAAGGAGCUCGUCCUGCUAAUCGUAACAUCCCCAGAAUUGGACUGGUCUUCACAGACGGACGUUCUCAGGACGACAUCACUGAGUUCGCCAAGAUGGCCAAGGAGGCUGGAAUCACCAUGUACGCUGUAGGUGUUGGUAAAGCCGUGGAGGACGAGCUUCGUGAGAUUGCAUCAGAACCUGUGGAGAAACAUUUCUACUACACCACUGACUUUUCAGCCAUCAGUACCAUCGCUGAGAACCUGAAACUCAACGUGUGUCCAGAGGAGAGUCAGGGUGAGAUCGAGGUCAAAGACCCCUGCUCCUGUGAGAACCUGGUGGAGUUUCAGCAGGUCACCAUGAACAGCCUGGAGCAGCUGACCACCAGAAUGCUGGGACUCACAGCUCGUCUGGAGCAGCUGGAGAAUCAACUGCUUUCCAGGAAGUGAUGUGGGAAUCACAUGACCAGACAGGAAGAGGAAAAAGAAGGCCAUUCCUGGAAAAAAAAAACAUUGAUAAGAG